AACAACAUGUAGAAAGGAUAGAACGUGGUAUAGCAUAUUUACUCGGUGCAACUUCAACAGUAGAUAUGAGACAUAUAUUAUCAGAAAAUCUUAUUGCGUUUGAUCAUUUAUUAUACGAUCGAAUGACACAAACUAUCGUUAGACAUGUACCAGCACCCGAAACUAUUUUUAAACAUGACAUGCCUUCUCCUUUACAAUUCAUAAAGUUAUUAAGCGAUGGGGAAAAGAGAAUAUUAGAUCUUAAUUUAGCAAAAGAAAAGUUAGUUAAAGGGAAUAGACAACUUGGAUUAGCUUUAGCAGAAGAUGAAAUUGAUUACCUUGUUGAUGCUUUUGUCGGCAAUUCUGAGCAUAGUUUAGGCAGAAACCCGACAGAUGUUGAAUUAUUCAUGUUUGCUCAAGUUAAUUCGGAACAUUGUCGUCAUAAAAUAUUUCGAGCUGAUUGGACAAUUGAUAACGAAAAAAGAUCACAUUCUUUAUUUGAGAUGAUUAGAAAUACUCAUAAAUUAAACCCUCAACGCACGAUUUCAGCUUAUUCUGAUAAUGCUGCCGUGUUACAGGGUUUUAAAGCCACGAGAUUUUCUCCUGAUGAUAAAAAUUUUGAAUAUAGUUUAUUUGAAGAAGAUGUUCAUAUUGUUGUCAAAGUUGAGACUCAUAAUCAUCCAACCGCCGUUUCGCCCUUUCCUGGUGCUGCAACGGGUUCUGGUGGUGAAAUUCGUGAUGAAGGGUCAGUCGGUCAAGGUUCUAAACCAAAAGCAGGUUUGACGGGAUUUAGUGUUUCAAAUAUGUUAAUUCCUGGUUUUAUUCAACCUUGGGAAACCGAUUUUGGAAAACCUUCUCAUGUUGCAUCCUCAUUUGAUAUCAUGAUUGAAGCACCUUUAGGUGGUGCUGCUUUUAAUAAUGAAUUCGGUCGACCUAAUAUCACGGGAUAUUUUCGUACUUUUGCUCAAGAAGUUCCUACAAGUAAUGGAACAAAUGAAAUUCGAGGUUAUCAUAAGCCUAUAAUGAUCGCUGGUGGAUUAGGUUCAAUUAGACCAAAUCAUGUAUUCAAAAAAAAUAUUAUUCCGGGAGCCCAUUUAUUCGUAUUAGGUGGUCCUGCUAUGUUGAUUGGACUUGGUGGUGGUGCUGCUUCUUCCAUGACAAGUGGCGCUAGCGAUGCUUGUUUAGAUUUCGCGAGUGUUCAACGUGACAAUCCAGAAAUGCAACGUAGGUGUCAACAAGUUAUUGAUGCUUGUACAGCAUUAGGUGACAAUAAUCCUAUUCAAUCAAUUCAUGAUGUCGGUGCCGGUGGAUUAUCUAAUGCAUUUCCUGAAAUUGUAAAUGAUAGUGGUUUAGGUUGCGUAAUUCAAUUACGUGCGAUUCCAAAUGAUGAUCCUGGAAUGUCACCUAUGGAAAUUUGGUGUAAUGAAGCACAAGAGCGAUAUGUUUUGGCCGUGGGACCCGACAAUAUUCAACUAUUCGAAACAAUUUGUAAACGUGAAAGAUGUCUUUUCGCAGAUGUUGGUAUCGCUACGGAAAAGCAAGAUCUAAUCUUGCAAGAUAGUUUGUUAAAAACUACCCCAAUAAAUCUUCCAAUGUCAAUUUUAUUCGGAAAGCCACCAAAGAUGUCACGUAAAUCAACUACCCUGAAACCACCGCGUGUGCCUUUCGAUACAUCUUUGAGGAGUUAUUUGACCGAUAUUAAAGAUCAAAGUGAGAUUCUUAAAGAUGCAAUACAUCGCGUUCUUCGGCUUCCAACCGUGGCCUCUAAAUCUUUUCUCAUCACCAUCGGUGAUAGAACCAUUACUGGAUUGGUUGCCCGUGAUCAAAUGGUUGGACCGUGGCAAACACCUGUAGCGGAUGUUGCUGUUACUACAUCAUCUUAUGGUACUGGAAUUAUUACAGGAGAAGCAAUGGCAAUGGGUGAACGUACUCCAAUCGCUUUGAUUUCACAAGGAGCAUCAGCACGUAUGGCUGUAGCUGAAGCGAUCACAAAUCUUGCAGCUGCAUGUAUUGAAUCUAUAUCUCAUAUACGCCUUAGCGCUAAUUGGAUGUGCGCAGCGAAUUAUGACGGCGAAGGUUCAGGAUUAUAUGAAGCUGUACAAGCAAUUGGUUUAGAACUUUGUCCAGCUUUAGGAAUUAGCAUUCCAGUUGGAAAAGAUUCAAUGUCAAUGAAAAUGAGAUGGGAGGAUGAAAAAGGUCACCAGAAGGAGGUCACUGCUCCACUGAGUUUAAUUAUUACGGGAUUUGCUCCUGUGAAUAAUAUUCAUAAAACUUUAACGCCCCAAUUGAGAACCGAUCUGCAAGAAAAUACAAUCCUUGUAUUCUUGGAUUUUGCGAGUGGUAAACAAAGAAUGGGCGGAUCAGCCAUCGCACAAGUUUACAAGCAAAUUGGUAAUGAAGUUCCAGAUGUGGAAAGUCCAGAUUUGAUCAAAUCCUUCUUUGAAACCAUCCAGAGUAUUCGUCAGGAUGAUAAUGAAAUUGUCUUGUCAUAUCAUGAUAGAUCUGAUGGUGGGUUAUUUACCACUAUCAUUGAAAUGGCAUUCGCGGGUCAUGUUGGAAUAAGUAUAAAUAUUUCAAGUAUUCUACAAAAUGAUGAUGUAAUUAGGACUUUAUUUAACGAAGAGCUUGGCGCAGUUAUUCAAAUUAGACAAAGGGACCUUGAAACGAUUAUCAAGGCAUUCGUUGAUUCAGGUUUCCCAAAAGAAAAUAUUUAUUAUAUUGGUGACGUGUCUUUGGAUAAAAGUCAAGACAUCUUGAUUAGAAAAGAUGACCAAAUUUUGUUUAAAUCUUCACGUGUCGAAUUACAACGUAUUUGGUCCGAGACAUCUUAUCAAAUGCAAUCAUUGAGGGAUAAUAGUAUAUGUGCAAAAGAAGAAUUUGACAAUAUACUGGACGUGAAUGGUCCGGGUGUUCAUUUUGAUUUAACGUUCGAUCCGUCUCAAGACGUCACUUUACCUUUUAUCAAGUGUCCUGAAGAAGCGAGACCAAAAGUAGCAAUUCUUCGUGAUCAAGGGGUAAAUGGACAAUUAGAGAUGGCAUAUGCAUUCCAUUUAUCAGGUUUUAAAGCAGUAGAUGUACACAUGUCAGAUAUAUUAUCAGGUAAAGUCACUCUUAAGAAAUUUAAAGGGAUUGCAGCGUGCGGUGGAUUUUCGUAUGGUGAUGUACUUGGAGCAGGAUCAGGAUGGGCGAAGUCAAUAUUAUUACAUUCUAAUGCAAGAAAAGAAUUUGAAGAUUUCUUUAAAAAUCGACAAGAUACUUUUGCAUUAGGAGUUUGUAACGGGUGCCAAUUUAUGAGUCAAUUAAAGGAAUUAAUACCUGGAACGGAAAAUUGGCCAAUAUUUCAAAAGAACAAAAGUGAACAAUUUGAAUCUAGAUUUAGUCUUGUGAACAUUACCAAAUAUGAAGAAUAUCCUUCAACGUUUACACCUUCAAUAUUUUUAAAAGAGAUGAUCGAUUCCAAAAUUCCGGUAGCGGUUGCACAUGCCGAAGGCAGUGUCGAAUUUUCUAGCAUGGAACAAAUGAGAAUGUUAAUUCAACAGAGAUUAGUUGCAAUUCAAUAUGUAGAUAAUUAUGAUAAGAUUACGCAGAAAUAUCCAUUUAAUCCAAAUGGAAGUACAUUGGGGAUAACGGGUUUACAAACUCCAAAUGGUAGGGUGUUAAUUAUGAUGCCUCAUCCUGAAAGAGUUAUUAUGAAGGAAGCUAAUUCUUGGUAUCCCGUUGAAGAAGGAAAAAAAUGGGGUGAAGUUGGGCCUUGGUUAAGAAUGUUUAGAAACGCUAGAGUUUGGGUUGGUUAA
Funneliformis caledonium is the source of this 3773-nucleotide messenger RNA. The record is from the annotation of a GenBank genome assembly. Lineage: Eukaryota; Fungi; Glomeromycota; Glomeromycetes; Glomerales; Glomeraceae.